Rhodofomes roseus is the source of this 842-nucleotide messenger RNA. RefSeq lists its product as uncharacterized. The record is from RefSeq and is a predicted model, not a curated record. The transcript has 4 exons. Lineage: Eukaryota; Fungi; Basidiomycota; Agaricomycetes; Polyporales; Fomitopsidaceae. The coding region runs from base 315 to 740 and encodes 141 amino acids.
GCAUGACGUCACGCGUCAAUGCACGCGUGACAGUGCGUCGAGUAAUGCAACACUAGGAACGCGCCUGGAAGGCGUUAUGACCAGUUGACAGAGAGAUCCCGGGCGUGCAAGUUUGUCCUGGAUCGGAGGCAAGACUCGGAUGGGGCGCACCGAUCGACGAGCCUACGUCAUAAGCCACUCCGCCUCCUCCUCUGCCCCUCCGACCUGCUCGCCUGCACUUCAGAACCCUCUUCUGCACGACCACGACAACCACGACCUAGUUGCAUCCUUUCGUUGCCCACGACCACCUUUCUUAGCAAGUAAUUAGCCCCAAUAUGUCGCUGGGUGACGCCGACGCAAAGUUCCCCGGUCAGUCUCUUGAGAAGAACAUUCCACCCUCACCUUCACGUGAAAACCCAGGCCAGGUCUACCCUAAGUCUGACCCACACGCCGCACCCCACGAGUCAGUACCCGGUACAGGCGGGGCACACAACCCAGCCGUCGGUCAAACACUCUCCAACCCCUUCGUCCUCGAUGACGCCUUUGACGGCCUCGACCAUGCUCUCGCCAAGGCCAUAACCGCGAUAGAGAGCGAUACCGACGCUAGUGGUGGCAGCGCAGAGAGCGAGACGCUCCUGUCAAAGUUCCGUGGCUGGCAGAACGAACUCGUCGGCCUCCGCAGGAAGGGUGCACGAGGUGGGCGGGAAGUACAGGGCGGUCAGCAGGGACACGCGAGUCAGGGUGGCAUGUUCACGGACUGAGUGACAACGAAUGAUGAUGAUGAUGAUGAACUCUGCACUUAUAUUCCGCAACAAGCAAACUCUAAUGGUGCUAAGACGCGGCGGGCGCCGGCCCGCCCGUAG